AUGGGAGCUAACAAGGAAAAGAAGGUCGAAUAUUUCUCCAAGCUCAAGCAGCUGCUUGAGGAGUACAAGUCUGUGUUCAUUGUUGGUGUUGACAACGUCUCUUCCCAGCAAAUGCACGAGAUUAGAAAGGCUCUCAGAAAAGAUGCCGUCGUUCUUAUGGGUAAGAACACCAUGGUGAGAAGAGCCCUGAGAGGAUUCAUUGCCGAGAACCCAGACUACGAAAAGCUGAUGCCUUUCGUCAGAGGUAACGUCGGAUUUGUCUUCACCAACUCUGAUCUGAAGACCAUCAGAAACGUCAUCUUGGAGAACAAGGUUGCUGCUCCAGCCAGAGCCGGUGCCAUUGCACCAGGCGAUGUGUAUGUUCCUGCCGGUAACACGGGUAUGGAGCCAGGUAAGACCUCCUUCUUCCAGGCUUUGGGUGUUCCAACCAAGAUUGCCAGAGGUACCAUUGAGAUUACCACUGACGUUAAGAUCUUGACCAAAGACCAGAAGGUCGGACCUUCCGAGGCCACUCUCUUGAACAUGCUGAACAUCUCGCCUUUCACGUACGGUUUGACUGUUGUGCAAGUCUACGACAAUGGCCAGGUGUUCCCAUCGUCCAUUCUGGACAUCACCGAUGAGGAGUUGGUUGGCCACUUUGUCUCAGCCAUCUCCACCAUCACCCAAAUCUCGCUGGCUGCUGGCUACCCAACCAUCCCAGCUGUGUCCCACCAGAUCAUCAACAACUACAAGAACAUCCUUGCUCUUUCCGUUGCUACUGAUUACACCUUCGAGGGAUCUGAGGCUAUCAAGGACAGAAUUGCCAACCCAGAUGCUUACGCUGCUGCUGCUCCUGCCGCUGCUGCUUCCUCUGCUCCAGCCGAGGAGGCCACUGCUGCCGCUGCUGAGGAAGAGGAGGAGUCUGACGACGACAUGGGAUUCGACUUCAGACCAGUGUCAUUUAUCUCCGUCUACCCCAACAUGCUACCAAUUGUCCAGAGAAGACUCCAGUCCACAGUGGCGACUCCCGUCAAGAGAUCCAACACCUCGCUUAGAGGCGUGCUGCUAGGCUUCUUUGCCGGCGUGUCCAUAACCGGAUUCGGUGCAUACUACUAUCUGCUCGACGAGUACAAGUCCUCGUCCAACGCUGUCGUUUCCGACGUCCUACUUCUCCAGAAAAGCAUCAGAAAGCUCGAGAGCCACGUGCGUACGCUCGAGGACAACCUGGCCAAGAAAUAGCUUACCCACUUUGCUCCCUAACUUCUUCUUAUGUAUACAUAUGAGAUCACUGAAUUCACUGAAUAACAUUCCG
Ogataea polymorpha is the source of this 1291-nucleotide messenger RNA. RefSeq lists its product as uncharacterized. Gene Ontology annotation, cellular component: cytosolic large ribosomal subunit. Lineage: Eukaryota; Fungi; Ascomycota; Pichiomycetes; Pichiales; Pichiaceae. Bases 1 to 1218 code for a protein of 405 amino acids. The transcript is spliced from 2 exons. Gene Ontology annotation, biological process: ribosomal large subunit assembly; cytoplasmic translation. The record is from RefSeq and is a predicted model, not a curated record. Gene Ontology annotation, molecular function: structural constituent of ribosome; large ribosomal subunit rRNA binding.